Molecule: messenger RNA, 2509 nt
Organism: Salmo salar (Atlantic salmon)
Lineage: Eukaryota; Metazoa; Chordata; Actinopteri; Salmoniformes; Salmonidae
Source: RefSeq, a predicted model, not a curated record
GUCGCUUGCUCAGUGGGAGGGUCUUAUCAUCUGGGAAGGCUCCAGGGUUGAAAGUGAUCCAGCGAACUUAUAGCUGUGAUGUAUGUGAGAAGAGUUUCACUCAAUCAGGAAACCUACGAAGACACCAAAGAGUACACACAGGAGAGAGACCAUAUGGCUGUCCUAUAUGCGGAAAGAGUUUCCGUAUGUCAGGAACACUGACUAGACACAAGAGAACACACACAGGAGAGAAACCAUAUGGCUGUCCUAUAUGUGGAAAGCGUUUCCGUAUGUCAGGACAAUUGACUAUACACAAGCGAACACACACUGGAGAGAAACCUUAUAGCUGCGAUCAAUGUGGGAAGAGUUUUACUCAAGCUUGUUCCCUGACUGAACACAAGCGAACACACACUGGUGUGACGUUCCACUGCUCAGGCUGUGAGAAGAGCUUCCCUACAUCAGUGAAGUUGAAACGGCACCAGCAUACACACACGGGAGGGAAACCUUAUCGCUGGGAUCAAUGUGAAAAGAGUUUUGCGAGAGCUUAUUCCCUGACUGAACACAAGCUAACACACACUGGAGAGAAACCAUAUGUCUGUGAUCAAUGUGGGAAGAGAUUUACUAACUCAGGAACACUGACUUUACAUAAGCCAACACACACUGGAGAGAAACCUCGUAGCUGUGCUAUAUACAGCUGUAAGCACUGUGAGUGGAGUUUUGCUCAUUCAGAAGACCUAGCAAGACACCACCAGAGAAAACAGAUGUGGGAGGGUAUUCAUGUCUGUGAUCAAUGUGGGAAGAGUUUUGCUAGUUCGGGAAACCUGAAUAUACACAAGCGUAUACACACAGGCGAGAAACCAUAUGUCUGUGAUCAAUGUGGGAAGAGCUUCGCUUCAUCGGGAUUCCUGACUAAACACAAGCAUAUACACACCGGAGAGAAACCUUACACUUGUGAACAGUGUGAGAAGAGAUAUGUUUCCAAAGGAGAGUUGAGAACGCACCAGCUUGUACACCCCAGAGAGAACUCUCUUUUCCUGUGUGAUCGAUGUGGGAAGAGCUUCACACACAUGGGAUCCCUGAAUGUACACAUGCGUAGGCACACAGGAGAGAAACCCUACCGCUGCGAUCAAUGUGGGAAGAGCUUUAUUCAGCCAGUAGAAUUGAAAAUGCACCAACGAGUGCACACUGGAGAGAAACCCUACAGCUGUACUCUAUGCAGGAAGAGAUUCGCUCAGUCAGGAGUGCUGACUGUACACAAGAGAACACACACUGGAGAGAAACGUUAUAAAUGUGAUAUAUGUGGGAAGAGAUUCGCUCAGUCAGGAAACCUGAAGAGUCAUCAGAAAACCCACACAGGCAGAGCGAGAACCCACACAGGCAGAGAGAGAACCAACACAGGUGGAGAGAAAAUCCCCACAGGCAGAGAGAGAAGUCAAACAGACGGAGGACUGAAUCACCUCCACACCUCCAUCCUCUCAGGCGUCCGUUCUCAUGAUCCCUCUGUAGACUCUGGGUAAACAUCACAGGAUCCCUGUAUAGACUGUGGGUAAACAUCACAGGAUCCCUCUGUUGACUCUGGGUAAACAUCACAGGAUCCCUCUGUAGACUCUGGGUAAACAUCACAGGAUCCCUCUGUAGACUCUGGGUAAACAUCACAGGAUCCCUCUGUAGACUCUGGGUAAACAUCACAGGAUCCCUCUGUAGACUCUGGGUAAACAUCACAGGAUCCCUCUGUAGACUCUGGGUAAACAUCACAGGAUCCCUCUGUAGACUCUGGGUAAACAUCACAGGAUCCCUCUGUAGACUCUGGGUAAACAUCACAGGAUCCCUGUAUUGACUCUGGGUAAACAUCACAGGAUCCCUGUAUUGACUCUGGGUAAAAUAGCCCACUUUGUAUUCCAUAUACAGUGUACAUUGCAUGGAGGCGGCAGAGUACGAAGUGCUGCUGGAUAUGUACGACACAGUCCCCCUCAAGUAAUAUUGGUUAGUGUUUUGUUACAAUACGAAUAUCCGCAAAUGGUUUUAAUGUGCAUUUGUGCCUGACCACGUCCACUGGGAAUGUUUAAUUGGUCAAUAGUGGCCAUGUUGUAAAUUACUAGCCUAGAAUAUAUUGCCUUAUGAGACUUUUGUCCAUAGCGGGACACCAUUAUCAAGUUUCCUACAGAUCAGGUCAUUCGGUUGCAGAUGAGUAACUUUUUAAGUGUUUUUCACUCAAUUCAAAAUGGCAGAAAAUCCAUCAUGGCAGCCCUUAUGGUUCUCUGAGGCAAAUGUGUUCCUUGUGAGGAGAAGUAGCUCUGCAGACUAUCUCCUGAAGUAAUUUAGCCGCGCUCUGUACAGUUGCUGUUUUCUCAAUGAACUUGUGACAUUCCUGGAUUAUUCAUUAUAUUAAUGAAGUGUGAUUCAAUCAACAAAUACAAUCAUCCGUUUUGUAAAAAAAAAGGUUAAGGGUCAAAGACUGUGUACAUAUCUGGUGGCUGUGUUGGCAAAAUCACUACACAUCCCAUCGUGUCAAGUAGGGAGAGGCUGCCCG